This is a messenger RNA of Fraxinus pennsylvanica, 354 nucleotides long. The record is from the annotation of a GenBank genome assembly. Lineage: Eukaryota; Viridiplantae; Streptophyta; Magnoliopsida; Lamiales; Oleaceae.
AUGAAUGGGAACGGGACUCGAAGAGUACGCACGAAUAAGGGCGUUCCAAGAGUAAAGAUUUGGGUUGGGAAUUUGAUCAAACACUUUGCGGGCAUACUGAAUGCUGGAGAAUUGAGACAAAGCAGAUGCUUGAAUGAGUUUGCUGGCCGAGUAAGGAUCAAAAAAGAGGCCAGUUCGGAGCAUUCUCGCAUGGAUUUGUUUGAGGUGCUCGGUGCUAGAGCAAUGAUCGAUCAUUGUGAUUAUCGGAUGGUUUGCAAAGUAUCGGUCAUUGUUGACGGUGGGAAAAUUGGGAUUCAGGUAGUUACAUUGAAUAUUCAUGUUUGGAGCAGCCAUAAAUUUCCUGAGCUCAAAUGA